UGAGGGACUCUGGACGAACUGAGACUGUCUUUGUUCACGUGGAGCUGCAGGAGAAGGGUCUGUGUCUGUCUCUACUGUGCAUCAUGGGGCGAGCGAGAGAUGCUUCGCUGCUGAGAGUGUGGUGCUGGAGUUUCAUCACUGUGUGCCUCUGCUCUUCUGCCUCAGAGCGGGUCUCGAGCGCGCAGCUGGACCUCACCGAGCUCAUCGGUGUUCCUCUGCCUCCGUCUGUGGCCUUCAUCACGGGCUUCGAGGGCUUCCCGGCGUACAGCUUCGGUCCGGACGCUAACGUGGGUCGUCUGACGCGCUCCUUCAUCCCCGACCCGUUCUACCGUGACUUCUCCAUCAUCGUGACGGCCAGACCCAGCACGCGGCGCGGAGGAGUGCUGUUCGCCAUCACAGAUGCACUGCAGAAGAUCGUCCAUCUGGGAGUGUCUCUGGCUCCGGUGGAGGACGGGUCCCAGCGCGUGGUUCUGUACUACACCGAGCCCGGGGCCGCUCGCACACAGGAGGCGGCGUCCUUCAAGAUGGGCGAUCUGACGGGCCGCUGGGCGCGCUUCACACUGGCGGUACAGGGAGAGGAGGUGCGGCUGUACAUGGACUGUGAGGAGCACCACCGCGUCGCCUUCCGCAGGAGUCCAGACGGACUCACCUUCCAGCCCAGCUCCGGCAUCUUCAUAGGGAACGCCGGAGGAACCAGGCUGGAGCGCUUUGUGGGCUCGAUCCAGCAGCUGCUGUUGUCGGCGGAUCCCAGCGCUCCGAACGAACAGUGUGAGGAGGACGAUCCUUACGCGUCUGGAUUCGGCAGCGGUGACGACAUCUACGAUGACACGGAGACACCAAACGAGGUCAAGAAAGUGAUUGAAGAGAGAGAAUAUACCAUGCCUGAGGAUAUAGAGAGUGGUCCGAUGAGAGCGCCACCUACUGAGUCUCCCUCGUCCAUCACUGAGACGGAUGAUGAGGACCUGGAGGAAGGCUCUGGAGAGGACAUCAUCAUCAGCAGCGGUCCAAAAGAGCCGAUCAGAUCAGAAGGAGCUUUGCAGGACAGAAAUGUCAUCACCAUGCAGAAAGGAGAGAAAGGAGAGCGAGGUCCCCAAGGCCCUCCAGGACCUGCAGCUCCACACACACCAGGAGAACCAGGGCCCCGGGGCCCUCAGGGGCCAGCAGGACCGCCUGGAGAACCAGGACAAGACGGCCAGCCUGGUGUUCCUGCCAAAGACGGAGCUCCGGGAGAGACUGGACCUCCGGGAUUCCCGGGCCUUCCUGGAGAUCCGGGUCCCAAAGGUGACAAGGGCGAUCCUGGUGUGGGCAUCCCGGGACCGCCUGGACCUCCCGGACCGCCAGGGACAUUCAAGUAUCCGGGCGGCAUCGACGGCUCCGGGUCAGGCUUUGUGGAUGAGGACAGUGAGACAGAGCUGAUACGGGGUCCUCCAGGGCCACCGGGGCCACAGGGCCGUCCAGGACCCCCGGGCCCUUCUGUGGGAGCUCAGCCGGGGCCGACCGGUCCUCCUGGAGCUCCUGGAAGAGACGGGGAGACGGGGAAGCCUGGACUCCCGGGUGAGAAUGGGCGAGACGGUCAAACAGGCAAAGACGGAGAGAAAGGACAGAAAGGUGAAGCAGGUUUACCUGGACUCAUGGGACCCAAGGGUGAUGCCGGUCAGCCGGGGCUCCCAGGACAGACGGGAUCCGAGGGCCCCAGGGGUCAGCCGGGUCCUCCAGGGCCUCCAGGACAGGGCUUCAGCUUCGACAUGAUGGAUCUGGAGGGCUCGGGUCUGGAUGGAAGCAGUGGUUUCAGACCGGUUCUGCCCAGAGGACCACCUGGUCUGCCCGGGCUCCCAGGACCUCCAGGACCACAGGGUAAAGAAGGAGCCGUCGGUCCUCCGGGUGUUUCAGUGAAGGGGGAGCCGGGCGCUAGAGGAGGCGAUGGACAGCCUGGCUCAUCUGGACCUACUGGGCCACAAGGGGAAAGGGGAGAGAAAGGUGAUAUGGGUCAGAAGGGAGAGAGAGGUCAGGAUGGAAUCGGUUUACCUGGACCCCCGGGGCCCCCUGGACCGCUCAUCAACCUACAUGAGUUGAUGCUGAAUGACACUGAAGGAAUCUUUAACCUCUCACAGAUUUUUGAAGCACAAGGACCAUUGGGACCGAGGGGUCCGAAGGGUGAUACCGGGGCCCCGGGGUUUCAGGGGCCUCCAGGAUUAAAGGGUCAGAAAGGCGAGCCGGGGACAGUGUCUGGAGUUCAUGCGCCGCAGGGACCCACAGGACUGAAGGGAGAUCGAGGCGUUCCUGGACCUCCGGGGCAAACGGGCCCCAUCGGACCCGCUGGACCUAAGGGAGAGUUUGGAUUCCCAGGACGUCCGGGUCGUCCAGGGGUUAACGGACGUAAGGGUGAAAAAGGAGAUUCUGUCGCUUUACCUGGUCCGCCGGGACCGCCUGGGCCUCCAGGACGACCGGGAAUCUUCAGCUGUCCUAGAGGAACCGUGUUUCCAGUCCCUCCUCGACCCGGCUGCAAAAUGCCCGUUAACAGUGAUUCUACACAAGAGGGCGCCAGCAGAGACCUGCCAUCAUCAUCCUCAUCAUCUUCAUCUUCAUCAUCCUCGUCGUCCUCCUCCGGAAACACACUGGGAACCAGAGUCACGGCUGAAAAGGGUGACCAGGGUUUCGGAGGAGAGAAAGGAGAAGCUGGGAUGCCAGGGCUGCCGGGGAGAUCCGGUUCAGCACAGGGGGCUAAAGGAGAAUCUAUCAUCGGACCCCCUGGUCAUCCAGGACCACGAGGACCCCCCGGUGCACCAGGUUUGGGGAGAAUCGGUGUGGCUGGACCUCCUGGACCGCCAGGACCUCCCGGACCUCCUGGACAACACACAUCUGGCGUGAUGAUCCCUGGCCCUCCUGGACCCCCCGGACCCCCGGGACGAGCCGCUGACGCCUCCAGCGCCGUCAGGACGUGUGUGAGUCUUCAGGCGCUGAGACAGCAGUCGUCUGCGGUGGAGGACGGGACGCUGGCUCUGGUUCUGGACUCUAGUAAACUCUUUAUAAAGGUUCCCGGAGGCUGGAGAGAGGUGCAGCUCGGCGGACUGAUAGAGACGCAUUCCCCCGUCCUCUCGCAGGAUGAUGCUGGACCCCUGAUUCUGACCCCACACAUCAGAAACACACCCAUAACACACUCCGGGAAUGCACUCAGGUUGGUGGCUCUCAACACACCGCUGACCGGAAACCUGGGCUCCAUCCACUCGGUCAAUAAACUGUGCCGGACUCAAGCUCAAGCCAUGGGCAUCAGAGACGACUACAAGGCCUUCCUCUCACACCACCUACAGGACCUGAUUGACACCGUGCAGCCCAUGUACCGAACAAACAUGCCGAUCGUCAACCUGAGGGGUGAGCUCCUGUUCAAGAACUGGGACAGCAUCUUCUCCGAUCACCUGCUCCCCCCCGGCGUCCCGCUGUACUCCUUCGACGGGCGAGACGUGCUGAGCGACCCCUUCUGGCCCCAGAAGGCGCUGUGGCACGGUUCUUCAGAGAGAGGCGAGCGUCUGUCCUCUCUGAACUGUGAGUCGUGGAGAGCGAGUGACAUGGCCAUCACCGGUCAGGCGUCGUUCCUCUACAGCGGGUUACUGAACCAGCAGACACGCAGCUGCUCCAACCGCUUCAUCGUCCUGUGCAUCGAGACCAGCCACGACCACAGGACCAUGGAGGAGCUCCACACGGCACGGGACCGCCACAGGAGAUGGUUCCACGGAUACUGAAGCGUUCGCUCGCACGGAUGGAGGAGAAGCCGUGACCCAUCGAGCUCAGGCUCUGGCCACAUGAACUUUAACACAAUCAAAGCCAUGGCUCCAGAAUGUAAAGUGUUUUGGCUGACUCCCAGUGAUGGACUGGGACAUGGCCGUCAUUUCUAUGCACUGUACUUUUCAUAUUGUAUUUUUGGUGUCGAUUUUCCAAAGAAAAGUCUUUUUUUUUGAUCACGUCAUUUAUUUGUUUCUUACUCUUUGUAUUUAUUUUAAUUUCAAUGUUUUAUUUAUACAGCGACCGGACAUCAUUCAAAAAUGAGUAUGGAUAAAUAUGUAUUUUUUUGUUGUUUCUGGAUACUGCAUCCGUUUUACUGAUAUAAUCAAUCUGACGAAGAGAUCAGAUCACCAUCAAAUCACCUUUUCAUUGAUUUUUUAAAGCACAUAAAUUGAAGCAGUGUUUGUCUGUUGAAUAAAACAUUUUUUUCCAA
Molecule: messenger RNA, 4210 nt
Organism: Carassius gibelio (silver crucian carp)
Lineage: Eukaryota; Metazoa; Chordata; Actinopteri; Cypriniformes; Cyprinidae
Product: collagen alpha-1(XV) chain
Exons: 42
Coding region: 84-3737 (1217 amino acids)
Source: RefSeq, a predicted model, not a curated record